AUGUCCCUGACCGUCCUGUCCGACGAACAGAUCCGGGGCCUGCUCGAAUCCCUCAGCCGCGACGAGGCCGAGGGUUUCGUGGCCGCGCUCCGGGAUGCCCUGCACGAGUAUUCAACGGGCACGCAGUCGUUGGAGGAUGGCGUGGUCCACCAGCCCGAGCGCACCGUCGUGCACUCGCGCACCACCGGCGCCACCACGCUGUUCAUGCCGUCCUUCAGCACGUACGGCCACGCCGUCAAGGUCGUCACCGUCGGGUCGCCCGACGCCGACCCGGCGCUGCCCGCCAUCAAGCCCACCGGCUCCGUCACGCUGUUCUCGCCGCGCGGCGAGGCGCUCGGCUUCCUGCACGCGCAGACGCUGACCGCGUUCCGCACCGCGCUCGCGUCGUCGUGCCUGCUCGUGCGCCGCGCCUGCGUCCGCACGCUCACCGUCUUCGGCUCCGGGCUGCAGGCGUACUGGCACGUGCGGCUGGCGCUGAUGCUGCGCGGCGACACCGUGCGCCAGGUGUACAUCGUCAACCGGCGCUUCAGCGACAACGCGCGCGGCAUCCUGCAGCAGCUGUACGGCGUGCCCGCCGAGACGCGCCGCCGCGAGGGCUGGGACCAGGCCCGCUUCAGCCUGCUGACCCCCGGCUACGGCGAGUACGACCGCCUCGCGCGCGAGCACCUGCGCGCCUCCGACGUCGUCUACUGCUGCACCCCCAGCACCGCCGACCUCUUCGACGCCGCCGCGCUGACCGACCGCGACGCCCGCCGCAAGGGCCGCCUCAUCGUCGCCGUCGGCAGCUACACCCCGCGCAUGCGCGAGCUGCCCCGCGACCUGCUCCUCCAGGCCGUCCGCCCGCACCACCCGGGCCACCACCACCACCACCGGCACGCGCCCGAGGGCGGCGUCGUCGUCGUCGACACCCUCGACGGCGUGCUUAAGGAGGCCGGAGAGAUCAUCGAGGCGGGGUUGCAGCCGAAGCAGCUCGUCGAACUCGGCGAGCUCGUCAUGAUCCAUCGACUCGCGCGUGAGGAGGAAGAAGCGCUAGCCGCAGCGCAGCAGCAGAGCGCGAGCGAGGCCGGGCCCUCGGCGCCGACGUCAGCGUCGUCGUCGUCGUCGGUCGACGAGGCGCUCGAGAAGCUGGACCUGGCGGCGCCGGCGGGGCACGGGGCCGAGCCCGCCGCGGCCGGCACCCGCGACGGCCAGCUCGCGCGCUGGCUCGCCGUCGGCAACGUCGUGUACAAGAGCGUCGGGCUCGGCCUCAUGGACCUGGUGGUCGGCUUCGAGGUGGUGCGGCUCGCGGCGCGCCGCGGCGUCGGCACGCGCGUCGACGGGUUCGCCGGGUCCCCGCCGCCCCCCGCCGCCGCCGUCGCCGACGCGUCCGCCCCUGCUGCCCUCGCGCCUACCCUGGCCCCGGCUCCGGAGCCGGCUUCGUAG
Molecule: messenger RNA, 1422 nt
Organism: Durotheca rogersii
Lineage: Eukaryota; Fungi; Ascomycota; Sordariomycetes; Xylariales; Xylariaceae
Product: ornithine cyclodeaminase
Exons: 2
Coding region: 1-1422 (473 amino acids)
Cellular component (GO): cytoplasm
Source: RefSeq, a predicted model, not a curated record